This is a messenger RNA of Macadamia integrifolia, 4354 nucleotides long. RefSeq lists its product as uncharacterized. Lineage: Eukaryota; Viridiplantae; Streptophyta; Magnoliopsida; Proteales; Proteaceae. Bases 147 to 794 code for a protein of 215 amino acids. The transcript has 5 exons. The record is from RefSeq and is a predicted model, not a curated record.
UCAAAAUGGCGCGCGAAGAACUCUAUUCGGCCAUCCGAUCUCCACCCCUGGUAUAAAUAGUGGAGUACGAAGGACGAACCUCAAAGAUCAAAUACCGCUUUGAGUUCCUCCAGUCGCAGAGAGAAUUCAAAUUUCAACGAAACGCAAUGCAGCGAGGCAAAGGCACGAACGCAAAGAUGAAGAAGAAAGUAGUAGAGGAUUCAAGCCCGGAUUUCGAGAUUUCUCCUCUAGCUCUUCAGUUAUCGGGCGAUUGUGCCAAGCAUUUUGGUUUCAAUCUUCAGAGUUUCCAGUCUAAGAAGAGGAGCAAGAAGAAAACUGCAGCUCCAAGGUCUGCUACGGUUCAACUGAAUGGAUCUCCUCAGAAAAUCCUGACGGAUGUGUCACAUGUGAAGAAUCUCGCCUUCUCUCGUGCCGAUGCCAUCAAGCGGGAACUUGACCUCUACAAUUUGGAGAUUCUUAAGGAAAUUGGAGCUUCUCAUUCGAGACUUUCUAAAAGAUUCAAGACACAGAUAGAGGCAUGCCAACAGCUAAUGGAUGAAUCUGAGAAGGAAUUUAAGAAGAUGUGUGAUUGGAUUUCUGAAACUAUGGAAGCAAUGAAGGCUUCUUUUGAGGAACUUAUCACGGAAGCACAGGGCACUGCCUCUUAUGAUCAUGAAGAAUGCAAACCCAAACAUCUUAAAGAGUCCAUUAAGGGAGUCAAGCAAGAUUCAGUGAACCAAAAGUCAAUUCCUGAUCUUAAGAAAUCCCUGGAAAAAGCCAUUGAAGCACUACGAAGUGGUUACUCAAUCACAUAACACUAGGGAAGGUUUUCAACUGUGUUCUGCUCCGACAACAAAAAAUUUCACAAGGCUGCAGAAGACCAUAUACUGCCAAUUCCAGAUAUAAUUGAAGAAAGAGUUUUAGUUCAUUCAUCGAUUGAAUUGCAUUCCAUGGUAGCCUGGUAGGAGUAUUUUUCGUUUGGCUUUGUAUAUCGAUUGUCAUUACUUGGCCCUCUGCCACCACACUAUACAUAUGGGGAUGUACCACUGAUUCUACUUUGUGGCUCUGCCAACAGCAUUGUUUGGUGAAUCAUUUGUGAAAUCCUUAUAAAUAGAAGAUGGCAGUCUUGCUCCCUAACAGGUAUCGCAUUAACUAACUGAACUGGUUAAGAACUCCUGCACCCCACCAAACCCCCCCCCCCCCCCAAAAAAAAAAAAAAGAAGAAGAAAAAAAGACACACAUACACCUGGUAUGGAUAAGAAAUGCCCAUGGUCAUAUGCUUGUGCCCGGCUUCUUGGGACUCAAUAGACAUUUGAAGAGGCACCUUUUUUCUCUUUUAGUUUUUAAAAUUCAAAAUUUUGCCUUUUUCUCACUUCAAAUACUUAUUAUCUAAUAGCUCAACCCUUAAUCCUAUCCUUCUAAUUUAGCCCAAAUUUCUUCCAUUAUCUAGAUAUUGACAUGAAUUUGGUUUUUAAGAUAUAUGUUUCACUUCAUGGCCAUAUUUGAUUUUCAUGUGGUUCAAUGUGACCAUAAGAUUGUAGGUAAAUGACAAGAGUCUGAAUGGGUCUUGUCCAGGAAAGGCAGAAUAAGAAGUCUGAACCUCUUUGCAUGAGACAUUGUUCCUGAUCUUGAGUUUUUGACCUACUCCACCAUUGGUACACGAUCAAGAAAUAGUAGUCGGGUGUGUGGGUUCAGCAUUUUUCACAUAGUUUAGAAAUCUGGACAGAAUAACAAACUGGAAAGUGGACUGAUUCUUUGUUUAGGUGAAGAUAAUGAAAACCAGAGAAGGCUUAAGGAAAAACAAUCAACCUAGUUUCAGCUUAUUUGACCAACCAGUCUAAUCUUUUCUUUAGAACUGAGAAACACUAGGAAUAGAUAAGGAUAUGAAACUCUAUGUGUUGAAUUGGAGGUAGAUUAUAAACCCUUUAUUUUCAUGAAGUGUAGCAUAUACACAGCAGUUGCAAACUUGCAGGAUUAUAUAAAAGCCCCAUUUCUGUAGACAAGACUGGUUUAGUUGAUCAAACCAUAGUUCUAAAAGUACUUGAACAACAAUAAGGCAGGUCUAUGAACACUAUGAACCCCAUCUCUCCCUAGUUCAUGGGUUUUGAAUUGGGCAAUAAUAACAUCACCCAUGAGCAUUAGCUCACCUGAUCAAAUCACAUGGAGGAAUGAUACAUAGGGGUUCUAACUCCAUCUAUCCAAACAUAACCUGAAGCUGAUUGAAAUUACACAGUUUUUCUGUACUUUUCAACUUGGGUAUGUUCCCCCUCUAUGAUUUCAUAAUUUGCUUCAGUUAUUAAAAAUCACUCAUGCAUUCACUAUAUAAUGCACAUAAAAACCAUAUUGAUGUUGAGACCAUAGUAGCAGGGACUAGAGUGCUUUAUCUUGCUUAGCUUCACUAGGGAAAGAACCCAACUAAUCCCUUAGGCUACGUUUGUUUGCAAGGGGAAUGCAAAUUUUUGAUGUAAAGUGAAAUUUUUUUCCUAGGGGAAAUAAAUUUAGAUGUUUGAUUGCAAGAGAAAUAUAUUUUACAUGUGAAAAAAAUUUCACUUAUACAUUGAAAUUUCCCUUUUAUUUCCAAACCAAAAUAGGAAGAAGAAUAAAAACCCACUCUCACGAUCUCUUUCUCUCUCACCCUGCCCUGCUCGCGACUCACUUUCCAUGGCCUAGUAGGAGAGUCAAAACCUCUCUGGUUCCAUUAGGUUUAGGAGGGAAGAAAGAGAUCUGAGAGAGUGACAAUUGGAGAUGACUCCAUGAUAGCUUCUCAACGUUCUUCUUUCUGACUCCUACUGUGAAGACUCGCUUCAGUUCUUUAGUCCUCAACAAGCACAUAACACAGAUUUGAAUUUGUUUUCGAGUUGGGAGGAUUUUUACGGCCAAAAUUUCUCUUCAUUCUCGUCAGAUAAGGAACCUUUAAAUAUCAGGUUUGAUUUCUUUCUCCAUUUUUUUCCAUUUCAUUUUGUUCGCUUCACUUCCUUAGUCCCCAACGAGCACAGAACUCCCCUCAAUUGCUUGAUGAAAUGUGUCAUAGAGAUAUUAUAUCUUGGAAUAUUGUAUUUACUAGCUUAUUUCUAGAUGAGAAUGCUGGAGAAGUUGGAAGCUCGUUCUCUAGAAUGCAGUCAUCUGGUUUGAAACCGAACCAUGUUACUUUCUCAAUUAUGUUUAGGCUAUGUGGGGCUGUUAAAUGUUUGUGCUUGGACUUCAGUUUUAUUUUGCCGCUUAUCAUCUUGGGUUCUAUAAUGAAGCCCUCAUUGUAAACUCCCUAAUCAAUAUGUUCUCUCAUGGGGGGAAUUAGGCAGAUAAUCAAUUGGACAACAGUGUUUACCAUUGCCAUUGCUGCACCAACUCAUACAACUAGCAUACAUCUACUAAUUGUGCAGACCUGUAAAUAGUGUUCUAUUAAUUGCCUGUAAGAAACCUAUAACGACCCUAUUUAGUCUUGUACAUACAACCCGGCCAGAAAAGUGGUGGUGAAGCUAGAACCUAGAAGCUAUAGCAGAAGAGCAAGAGAUUCUAAUCUUGGGACUUUGGGACCAUUAACUGAACACUUUGUUCCAUAGAUACAGGAAAAAUGAGGAUUCCAAUUCUGAUACAUUGAUUUAUGAAAUGAAAGGUUAGAUGGGAGGACUUACAGGAAAUGUAAAGGUGGAAAUGGAAUCCAGUACCCACCUUGGCAAGUCACAGGAAGUUGGUUUCCAUGUGUAUUUGAGAUAGAAUUUAUCUGGGCAUCCAUUCUUCUGGCAACCAAAUUCUUUGAUAAUGAAGGGGGCAGCUUGAAGUGUCGUAGAAAGGUGGUGAUGAAGCUGUAGUCACCCAACUCCCUUGGUAUAUGUUGCAGCUGCUUGAUGCUAAUGCUGCGUUUAUGUUUCUAAAAUCCUCAUCUGAUUCUGGUUUUGCAGUGGAAAGGUGAAGAGAUGGUGAUAUACAAUAUGGAAAGGCCAAAUAAGAGAAAUAGUUCUGAAGCCCAAUUCUCAUCUCCCUCAGUUGUGCACUAGAAGAGUUAUGAUUUAUUUCUCAAUGCCUUUGGUGUAAACAAUCUUUGUAUUUAUACCUCUAAAAUAACUAUAUUAUAGAUUAGCUAACCAAGUGAGAUAACCAGUGAUACUUGUAAUGAAAUGAUCAAUGGGUAUAACUCAAAUUGCUGUACACAAGAAGCACAAAAAUAUUUUUGACCCAUGUGUGAAAUUGACCAUGGAACAGUAGCCCAAGAACAUCUCCCCCUUUGACAAACUAGUGUUGUGUAAUGCCCUUGCCAUUUCUCCUCUGUGUACCCCUUUGUUGUAUCUUGUUUGGUCAUGAAGGCUAUUUUUUGCAAAAGAACCAUGCAUUACCAACAGAGAUUAUUAUGAAUGAUCAUAUGCCAUUAGUUUGAGUA